AUAGUAAUGAUCUAUAAAUAGUAGCUUAGAUCUAUAAAUAACAUUCUUACCAGAUUUUUAUUCUGUCGCAAAAGCGAGAGAGCUGAUCUGUCUUUUAAUUAUUUGCCAAUGCUUGUUCUACGCUCUGAUUGAAUCUAUUUGUACAAUUAUGGCACUAAUUCGAUAUUAGAAGCAAGUCGACCUAGAAUCGAUUUUCUUUCCAUUUUCUUUUUCUUUCGUCUGAUUUUUUGAGUGUCCUCAAGAGCAGUUAUGUAUGUGAAAUCUCUGAAGCAGUUGGCGAUCUUUGCCUUUGCGUUCAAUUAUGACAAGCUCUAUUCAAUCACUGACUUCGAUGAGUUGUCGCUUCAAACUCGUGAGCAAAUAGUGCAAUGGCUGUUCGACCACGACACAGGGCUUCUCGACAGAGAGAUCUUAGAAAGUAGAUACGACAAACGAGCAUGGGUGGGCAGCCCAGCAGAAAAUUUGGCCGCUACGCGACCAGUACGAAGUCGUCGUCAGUCAUUGAAAAACAUGUUCACCAGUAUCGCUUUCCGCCGCAAUGACCAAAAUACUACCAGCCGUAGCCCAGAAUCAAAGAACUCUUGUGACAGUACAUCAGAUGCUAAGAGCUGUGCUGAUCAAGAAAAAGCGGAAGAGUUAGAUGAACUGGAGUUGAGCAUUCAGAGUUACUUUGGCAAAACGAAACUGUUUGCUAAUAUCACAAGACUGACAGUGACUAAAUCACUAAUGCUAUGUGACGAAGUGCUGCAAUGUUUCUCCGAGCAGUGUGGAUAUUUGAGAAAUGUCACCUUCUCACAUUGCCAAUACAUUACAGAUGAAGGCUUCUACUAUCUGGUUUCGAAUGGUCGACUGUGUCAGCUGGAGACACUGACGGUGGAAUCAUGCAACAACUUCUGUGGAUCUUGUCUGGCAAAACUGGACACACAAGGACACAUCGUGUCAAUAUGCCUCAGGUUUCUCAGGCUCAAUUGGAAAGCUUUUGGUUCGUUUCUGAACCUCAACUCCGGUUUGCAGUCAGUGGAUUUGAGGAGUUCCUGGUUCAUGGGCCAUGUUGAGGAUGUCGCCCUGAUACCCGCCAUAUUAGGCCAAAACCUUGUGUGCCUUGUAAUGCCAAAAACUAGCAAUCAUCGUCUGGAGCUGUUCAUGGAAUCUCUGUAUCGAAAUUGCGAAAACCUCAGAAAACUCGAUUUGACUUCGUGUAAUGUCGAAGAUAUCAGCGAACUGCAAGACUGCUGUCCUGUGCUAGAAGACUUAGACCUCACCUUCUGUAUCAAACUCCAGAGCGACUACUUCAAAUCCACUCGUCUGCCAAUUCCACCGUCGGUCAAGCGACUGGGUCUGGGUAGUCUGAAUAUAGACACAGAGUGUCUGGAGAAGCUACUUGCAAAGGGAGCGUGUGAAGAUGGGUCUUCAGUGCUGACCAAUCUCACUCAUGUCAAUCUGAAUGGGAUUGAAGCCACUGCGUACGACACCACUUUCCUCAAACAGAUGUGUCGCUCUCUGGGCCACCAGCUGGUCUCAAUUAGCCUCAACCACAUGGAGUUGCCAGAUGUGGCCUUGAAGCCCAUAGCUGGCCACUGCAGGGCACUGCAGACACUACACAUAUCAUCCAGGGAAAUGACGGGGGAGACUCUGAAACCGUUCUUUGCCAAAGAGCACAAUGCACACUUACUCAAGAACCUGUCUCUCAUGUGCUGUUAUAAACUGGAACGUGGACUGCUGGAAUUGGUAGGGGACAGGUGUGACAGUCUGGAGAAGGUGAAUCUCAGUAGGAUCCAGACAGUGGACGAUGAGAUACUGCAACUGCUGGCAGCUAAAUGUGCAACAACUCUUAAGAAGAUAUCACUGGGUGCUUGUAGACAGGUGACUGACUACGGGGUGGCUUGUUUAGCAGUGAACUGCGACUUGAGUGAGAUCAACAUUGCAGGCAACAACAACAUCACCAACUCCUCUAUCAAGACACUCGCCAGGUGCUGUCCCACCCUCACAGAACUCUACAUCUCUGGCUGCUCCAAAAUCACUCCAGAAACGGUCACAUACAUAAGGGACCAGUGUAUCUCUCGUGUCUACAUCUCACACAGGAACCCAUCCAACGGAAUAGAACCGGACAGCUUCUCCGCUUUCAACAUAGACUCGGGCGAGUUCGUUGCCGUAUCCGCGGAAACAGGAAUAUUCUAGAAGCUGACAGACUGGCACAUACAUGGACUCUAAGCUGUUUAUGGUGCUCACACAUUUCAUUAUCACACUUACCUUUAGAUUAUGCAAAUUCCGAUUCAAUUUUGAUUUCAGAA
Messenger RNA from Symsagittifera roscoffensis, 2291 nucleotides. RefSeq lists its product as uncharacterized. Gene Ontology annotation, molecular function: protein binding. Gene Ontology annotation, cellular component: cytoplasm. The record is from RefSeq and is a predicted model, not a curated record. The transcript has 12 exons. The coding region runs from base 250 to 2178 and encodes 642 amino acids. Lineage: Eukaryota; Metazoa; Xenacoelomorpha; Acoela; Convolutidae.